AUGCCUGGCCCUGACGAAUGGCUCGAGACAGUCCGACAGUGUCAACCCCUGCCAGAGCUCGAGAUCAAGAAGCUCUGUGAAAUGGUCAAGGAGCUGUUGAUGGAAGAGUCCAACAUCCAGCCUGUGCGCUCUCCUGUCACAGUCUGCGGAGACAUUCACGGACAGUUCUACGAUCUGAUGGAGCUCUUCCGCGUCGGAGGAGAGAUCCCCGAGACAAACUACAUCUUCAUGGGUGAUUUCGUCGACCGUGGAUUCAACAGUUUGGAAACGUUUACGUUGUUGAUGGUUCUCAAAGCAAGAUGGCCCGACAAGAUCACACUUCUUCGCGGAAACCACGAAAGUAGACAGAUUACCAACGUCUAUGGAUUCUAUGGCAAGUUUUUGAACAAACAGGAGCGCACACUGGACUGUUACGAAUGCCAGACCAAAUACGGAAACGCCAACGUGUGGAAGUACUGUUGCCAGGUGUUUGACUACUUGACCCUUGCCGCUAUUGUCGAUGGUCGCGUCCUUUGCGUUCACGGAGGUCUCUCGCCUGAUGUCAGGACAUUGGAUCAGAUUCGUACCAUUCAGCGCUGUCAGGAAAUCCCACACGAGGGAGCUUUCAGUGAUCUUGUGUGGUCGGACCCUGAUGAUAUUGAUGGAUGGGGUGUGAGCCCAAGAGGAGCAGGAUGGCUCUUUGGUGCCAAAGUAACAAGCGAAUUCAACCACGUCAACGGACUCAACUUGAUUGCUCGUGCUCAUCAGCUUGUCCAGGAGGGCUUCAAAUACAUGUUCCCGGAUGACAACCUUGUCACAGUCUGGUCUGCUCCCAACUACUGCUACAGAUGCGGCAAUGUGGCGGCAAUCUUAAAACUAGAUGGCCCGACCGUCGACGAAACCAACUUCAAGAUCUUUUCGGCUGUAGAAGUUCAACAUACCCAGACCUCCUCCGGUGCCGGCGGAAGCCAGUACUUUUUGUAA
Linnemannia hyalina is the source of this 963-nucleotide messenger RNA. Lineage: Eukaryota; Fungi; Mortierellomycota; Mortierellomycetes; Mortierellales; Mortierellaceae. The record is from the annotation of a GenBank genome assembly.